UGUGGGGGUGUUUGAUAGCAACUAGCAAGUUGGAAGUGGUGGGCGGGAAUAGCCAUAUGUUCUGUGGCACCAGUCUUGACGUGUCAUAUCUAUUCUCCAUUCUAUUCUACUAUUAAAUUCCCAAAUCUCACUCUUUCCGGUCACCACCGCAUUUCUCUUCCCGUCGUCGUCGUCAACGCCGUGUCCACCGGGUAAAGAGGUUUUUUCGAGUUUGUGGACGAGCUUUAAUGUACUACAGAAGCAGCAAUAUUGCGUCUAGGAUUUUCGAUAGACAAAUUUGCACUCCUGCUCCUGGCACUAAUGUUCAUCAUGUCCGGCGAUUCUAUGAAAAUUUGGUGCCUAGUUACACAGUAUAUGAGGUUGAGUUCCCUGACCAUUCAUUUCGUAAAAUCACAGAUGAUGGUCAGUACCUUAUAAGUUUCAGCAGAAAUCAUCAGGAGUUGAUUGUUUAUAGACCUAGAUGGCUUUCUUUUUCAUGCACUGACGAAGAUUGUGAUAAACAUGAUUUGCCGGCAAAAGCGAGGAGAUUUGACAGUUUUUUCACCCAAUUAUAUUGUGUACCACUUGUUUCUUGUAAUGAACUUAUCUGUAAAGAUUUCUUUCUUUACAUGGAGAGUAAUAAAUUUGGACUGUUUGCUACUUCUACGGCUCAAAUUCAUGAUGCACCCGCUGUUGGAGGAGCUGUUCAGGGUGUUCCGUCAAUAGAAAAAAUAACUUUUCAUCUUUUGAGAAUGGAAGAUGGAGAGAUCCUGGAUAAGAAGGUCUUCAGUAAUGACUUUGUCAAUUUGACUCAUAAUAUGGGUGUCUUCUUGUAUGAUGAUCUAUUGGCAAUUGUAUCACUUCGCUAUCAAAUUAUACACAUUCUUCAGAUUAGGGACUCUGGGAACCUUGUUCAUGUGCGUGCUAUUGGGGAGUUCUGCCGUGAAGAUGACGAACUUUUUCUAAAUUCAAAUGCUCAGGGCAUGGCAUUGUCUAACAGAAAUAAACAGCACCAAGUACCAGAGAACCAUGUAGAAAAUCACAUACAUCAAGGGCAGCCUAAUAUGGGGAAUUCUUUUUUAAGUGGUAUAAAGCAGCGAUUGCUUUCAUUCAUAUUCCAGGGAUUAUGGAAUGAAGAAACAGAUGAUACAUUGAGGAUCCAAAGACUAAGGAACAAGUUUUACUUCCAUUUUCAAGAUUACGUUGAUUUAAUUAUCUGGAAGGUGCAGUUUUUGGACCGACACCACUUGCUGAUCAAGUUUGGCAGUGUGGAUGGAGGGCCUCAGGUGUCAAGAAAUGCUGAUCACCACCCAGCUUUUGUUGCUGUAUACAACAUGGAUACAACUGAAAUUGUAUCUUUUUAUCAGAAUUCAGCAGACGAGCUUUAUCUGUUGUUUGAGAAGUUUUGUGAUCACUUUCAUGUAACCUCAAGGAAUUUAAUGUAUAUGAAUUUCAUAUCUUCUCAUUCAAAUAAUAUCCAUGCACUGGAACAGCUACGGAGCAUAAAGGAUAAAGCAAGCAACUCUUCACAGUUUGUGAAGAAGAUGCUCGCCUCUUUGCCUUUUAGCUGUCAAUCACAGAGUCCUUCUCCUUAUUUCGACCAAUCUCUUUUCCGGUUUGAUGAUAAGCUAAUUUCUGCAACUGAUCGGCAUAGGCAGUCAACUGACCAUCCAAUCAAGUUCAUUUUAAGGAAUUCUCCACACACACUCAAAUUUAAGAUUAAACCAGGUCCUGAAGCUGGUAGUAUGGAUGGUCGUGCAAAAAAGAUCUCUUCGUUUCUUUUUCAUCCAUUUUUGCCCUUUGCUCUCUCUAUUCAGCAGACUAUGUUCUUGCAGCCUUCGGUUGUAAAUAUUCACUUUCGAAGAUGAGUUUUCCCUCCACUGUAAACUGUUUUCACUGAAUCUAGAGGAGUCGAUACACAUCGAAUGUCAAUUCAUGUUCGUUUUUUUUUUAUAAAGAAUUCCUCUAAUGUAGUUUUAGUGAAUUUUAUUGAAGCAAAUAUAAAUUAAUUACUGAAAAUUUUGUCAUUUAAUAAAGAACGUAGCUUCCAUAAAGUUCUUAUGUCUGUUUGUACUGUUAUCCAACAAAAUAAAUAACACCGGGAUUAGUUAGCAUGGUAACAAUUCCAUGACUUCCCUCUUCCCGUCUGUGUAUCAAUGCUAUCUGUUUGCACGCCCCUGCAACCAAAGUCGGGCAACUUAACCUAUGUUUCGUCCAGCGAAAACUAACUGCAAGCGGGGAAACAUGUCAAAAAUGUAAAAUUGGUGAAUUACAUGCACCAUUUAUGUUUCUCCCUUCACUGUCAGAGACUUUGUGUCGACUGCAGAAUCGUGCUCAUACUCUAAUCAAGAGACCUCAACCACAGUGAUGAGUGACUGCUCCAUGAUGUGGCCUCCAAAACGAUCCAAGCCGCAUAGAUUGCAUGAAGUUUCUUUAUGAGAAGCACAUAUCUGAAAGGAAAAAAAUAAAAUAAAGGACUAGUUGGUUUAUCUAGGGUUGAUAGUUUUCAAUCCCUUUCUAUGCAAUGGUAGCCUCAACCUGAGAGGCUUUGUAUGCAUUCCAUUGCAAGUCAAAUCGUGAUAGAAAUUCCACCAACUUUCACAUGAAUUUUCAGUUUUUCAAACCAUACCAUCUUUAAGGGAACCAUUCUUAUGAAUUUCAAACUAUAACUACUUUUGUAAUAAUCUUUCAAGAGUUCCGAGUAGCAUUUGAAAUUUCAGAAAUACAAUGACUACUUUUCUUCACAUGAGACAGUUUACUUUUGGUCGAAGUAUGAAGAUGUGGAAAAAGGGAAUUACUAUGAAUUGCAAAUGGUCUACAAUCUACACUAUGCUCUAUAAUAUAUUCCUAUACUUGAGGCAUAGAUUUCUACGUACUGAUGAAGAGGUCUUCAGUCUAAAAUUCCCCUUCAAAAUCUACCAUUAGAAUUGGAAUGAAAGAAACAAUUUAAUUGACUGCUACCAUAACAGUAAGAGCUUCUGAAAAGCUAGUUUUAGAUUUACUUGCUUGUCUAUGGUGAUGAUAUGUUUAUGUUGGAUUGAAACCUGACCACUUCAUUUGCAUGGAGCCGCUCUUCCUCCAAGGGCCUAUAUGCAUUUUCUUCCCCUUCAUUGAUUUCUUCAGUCACAUUGAUUUCUUCAGUCACAGUUAAGUACCUGGCUGCCCAACAUUAAAAUCUGACUAACACGAUACAAGUUUCUGGUAUUCUUCACAUGCGUUCCUUCAAUUUCAAUUCAAUUAGAAAUCAAAACCACUUUGAUAUACUCGUGAGAGCCUAAAAUUUGAAGUAUUAAGUAAAUUAACUGUUCC
Vicia villosa (hairy vetch) is the source of this 3288-nucleotide messenger RNA. Its product is annotated as light-mediated development protein DET1. The record is from RefSeq and is a predicted model, not a curated record. Gene Ontology annotation, biological process: carbohydrate metabolic process; protein ubiquitination; positive regulation of proteasomal ubiquitin-dependent protein catabolic process. The transcript has 12 exons. Gene Ontology annotation, cellular component: nucleus; cullin-RING ubiquitin ligase complex. NCBI's taxonomy places the organism in Eukaryota, Viridiplantae, Streptophyta, Magnoliopsida, Fabales, Fabaceae. Bases 228 to 1847 code for a protein of 539 amino acids. Gene Ontology annotation, molecular function: ubiquitin-like ligase-substrate adaptor activity; ubiquitin protein ligase binding.